Molecule: messenger RNA, 3465 nt
Organism: Struthio camelus australis
Lineage: Eukaryota; Metazoa; Chordata; Aves; Struthioniformes; Struthionidae
Source: RefSeq, a predicted model, not a curated record
AUGCAAGAGAUUUCAGAGAAGGAAAACCCAGAGCGUGAGGCAGCUGUAGUUAUGAGAACCACCAUCAGUCUGGUCUGGAGGCAGAUCGAGGCAUACAUGAGUGUGAAGGAGCUGAAGGAGGCGCUACAGCUGAACAGCACCCACUUUCUCAAUGUUUACUUUGCCAGUUCAGUGAGGGAAGAAUUGGCAGGUGCUGCCACCUGGCCAUGGGAUAAAGAGGCCCUUAGUCACCUGGGUGGAGUUGUCCUUAAUCCUGCUUAUUACGGUAUGCAUGGCCACACGAACACCAUGAUCCAUGAAGUGGGACAUGUCCUAGGGCUGUACCAUGUCUUUAAGGGAGUGAGCGAGCGGGAAUCUUGUGACGAUCCCUGCAGGGAGACAACUCCUUCUAUGGAGACUGGAGACCUCUGUGCUGACACUGCCCCAACCCCAAAGAGUAAACUCUGUCGGGAUCCAGACCCUACCAAUGAUACCUGUGGCCAGACACACUUCACUGGAACACCCUUCAACAACUAUAUGAGUUACACAGACGAUGACUGCACCAACACCUUCACUCCCAAUCAAGUGGCCCGGAUGCAUUGCUACCUGGACCUGGUGUACCAGCGCUGGGGCCAGAGCAAGAAGCCUGCACCCAUCCCCAUUCCCCCCAUGGUCACGGGGCAGACACAGGACUCCCUCAGCAUCUACUGGCUGCCUCCCAUCAGCGGCGUCAUACAUGAGAGGGAGCCUGACACGCUCUGUGAAGACUGUGCUGAAGAUGGCACUUUCCACCAGUAUGUCCAUGAGGCCUCUUCCCCUCGAGUCUGUGAUUCCUCUGGCUACUGGACCCCAGAAGAGGCAGAAGGGCCCCCAGAUGUGGAUCAGCCCUGUGAGCCCAGCUUGCAGGCCUGGAGUCCAGAGCUCCACCUGUACCACAUGAACAUGACUGUGCCUUGCCCCCAGCCUGACGGCUGCAUCCUGGAGUUGCGCUUCCUGCACCCUGUCUAUCCAGAUUCUCUCACGCUCUGGACCACUUACCUCUCCAUGGACUCUCCCAAGGCACUGUCUGACAUUGAAAUCCUGACAGAGCAUGGGGAAUCCAUCCAUUUGGGCCCCCUAGACACCUUCUGUGACGUCCCUUUGACCGUGAAGCUCAACAUCCAUAAGAAGGUAUCUGGAGUCAAAAUCUACACCUUUGAUGAGAGGAUGGAGAUAGAUACAGCCCUGUUGACCUCCAUGCCUCAUAGCUCUCUCUGCUCCGCCUGCAAACUGAUACAAUACCGAGUCCUCCGUGAUCCUCCGUUUGCUAAUGGCUCCCCUGCCACAACGGCACAAGCACACCGCAAGUUCAUUGACACGGAAGUCACGCCUGGGCAGGUGUAUCGCUACCAGGUGCAGGCAGUCUCUGGGACGAACUUGGGAGACGCCUCCCCACCGCUAAUCCAUGUCCAUGGAGCUCCCUACUGUGGGGAUGGGAAGGUGACCAUGAGCUUGGAGGAGGAAUGUGAUGAUGGGGAUUUGCUGGAUGGAGAUGGCUGUUCCAGGAUGUGUAAAAAGGAAAAAGGCUUCAACUGUGUUGGGGAGCCAAGCCUAUGCUACGUGCAUGAUGGAGACGGAGUGUGCGAGCCUUUCGAGAAAGCAAACAGCAUCCUGGACUGCGGUCUCUAUACCCCUGAAGGAUACAUCGACCAGUGGGCAGCAAAAGCCUAUGCCUCCCAUCAGGAUAAGAAGUCGUGCCCUGUUUCCUUGGUGACUGGAGAGCCUGUUGUGAAGGUGUGUAAAUCCCACCUUCAUGAUGGGCCAAAGGACCUUCCCUUUGCUGCUUGGUUCCCUUGUACUCCCAGCCAAGGCAAUGCUCAGGAUCCAGAUGGGGAGAGGUUGCCCUUGGAUGAGAGAGUCUGGCUCAAGGUGUGCUUCCACAGGCCAGGAGUGCCUACCUCCAUCUUGGUUUUCCUGGCGUCUGAUGGCACCAUCCCAAAUGACCAGCGCAAGUCAACUGUGACUGUCCAGCUGACUGAUGUAAACGGGCUGAACCNUCCCCUAGGGACACAUGAGUUGUCAUGUCAGCAGAACCCGCUCGUCAUCAAUGUGACCUACAACCAGGAGUACCUUUCCCACCCGAUCGCUACAGUGCUGCUCAACUUCUCCUCCCCACUCGUGGGCAUCGCAGCUGUGGCCUUGCGGACAUCUGCUCACUCUGCUUCUUCUGACCUGACCACCUGCCUCCUGGAGCAUGAGGAGGGACACGGCCACCAGACCUUCAGCUGUGCCCACCAUACCUGUGCGGAACCAGGAAGCUGCACACGCCCAGUGCUUGUUCACGCUGCCACCCUGAACUGCACCCCCAGUGGUCCAAGGGAUAUGGAGUGCAUUGUUUCCUGUGAAAAGGGAUUCAUCCUCCACUCUAGCAAUGGGAAGAGCCUGGGCUCCAUGCAGAAGGAGGUGGUGCUGACAUGCAGCUCAGGGCAGUGGGACAGAUCUGUGACUUGUGACCCUGUUGAUUGCGGCGUCCCUGACCAGUCACACGUGUACUACGCUGAGUUCUCAUGCCCGAAGGGGACCACGUACCUGAAGAGAUGUUCCUUCUCCUGCAUCCGGCCUGCUAAGCUUCAAGGAAUGAGCCAGUGGUUGACCUGCCUUGAGGAUGGACUCUGGUCACUCCCUGAAGCCUACUGCAAGCUGGAAUGUGAUGCUCCUCAUGCGGUGGCCAAUGCCAAGCUACUGGUCCCUCGGUGCCUGCAGGGGAACCAUGAUGUGGGCUCAGUAUGUCGCUAUAAGUGUAAACCUGGAUACCACGUGGCAGAGAACGCAGUGGGCAAGCCUAAGAAGAAGUUCCUGAAGAUCCAGUGCUUGGAAAGUGGCCUGUGGGAAGAAGGGCACUGUGUUCCUGUGGUGUGCGAGCCACCCCCGCCGGUCUUCGAGGGGAUGUACAACUGUACCCAGGGUUUCGAGCUGGACAGCCAGUGCAUCCUGAACUGUGAGCCGCAGAGUGAGAGGGUUCCCAUCAUUUGCACUAAGGAAGGCUUAUGGACAGAAGAGUUCAAACUGUGCGAGAACUUACAGGGGAACUGCCCGCUGCCCCCGGAGCUGAAUUUUGUGGAGUACAAGUGUGAACAGGGGCAUGGAAUAGGUGCUGUGUGCAUACCUUCCUGUAUUAUCCCCCCCAGUGAUCCAGUCAUGCUGCCCGAAAAUGUAACUGCUGAGACUAUGGAUCACCGUCUGCAACCCACUCGAGUCCAGCAUAUUGUAUGCACGGGCAGGCUGCGAUGGUAUCCAGACCCCUCCGUCAUUCACUGCAUCCAAUCGUGUGAGCCUUUCCAAGCAGAUGGCUGGUGUGACACCAUCAACAAUCGGGCAUACUGUCAGUAUGAUGGGGGUGACUGCUGCUCCUCCACACUGUCCUCCAGGAAGGUGAUUCCGUUUGCUGCUGACUGUGACCAGGAUGAAUGCACCUGCCGUGACCCAGCGGCUGAGGAGAACCAGUAG